CAACCGGAAGCUUUGAACAAUCGACGUCAUUCAGCAGUACCAGCCCACUGCUGCUGUCCCAAAGCAAGCACAAGUCUGAACUUUUCUCAAAGCCGAUAGAUAACAAACCGGGUUGAUUAAGGAAAGAGUGCGAGUCAACUGCACUUUUAUACUCUCAUUAAGGUUAAUUGCAAGUGGAGUAAUGUCAUUUUGUUCCUUCUUCGGUGGUGAGGUCUUUAAAGACCACUUUAAAACUGGGUUGUAUAUGUGUGCCCAGUGUGGACACCAGCUGUUCUCUAGCAGAUCUAAGUAUGAGCAUUCCUCCCCCUGGCCUGCCUUCACUGAGACCAUCCUCCAGGACAGUGUGUCCAAGCAUGAGGAGAGACCUGGGGCAUUCAAGGUCCGAUGUGGGAAGUGUGGAAACGGACUGGGUCAUGAGUUUGUGGGAGACGGGCCAAAGAAAGGACUCUCACGUUUCUGAAUAUUCAGCAGCUCACUGAAGUUCGUCCCUAAAGAUAAGGUAGAUGGACAGUAAGGUGAGCAGCAGGGGUAUGGAGUCACAGUGAUGGUAGAGCAGUAGGAUUGUCUGGAGUCUCUGUGCUGCUGAAGGUGUGCAGGACAGUGGAUGAAGUGUCCUGGGAUAAAGCCCACUUUGGGACCUCCAGGACACUGAUGGUCAAUGUCUUUGCUGGACAAGGACAGAGAAACUCCUACCAAAUAGUCAGCUACAUUAUGCAAUGAUACACCAUCAUAAUAUAACAAUGAUACACAAUCAUAAUAUAACAAUGAUACACAAUCAUAACACAGACAAGUACAAGGAGUUACACCAUUACACAAAGAUAGUCUGUCACUUAAUCAUUGUUUUAUUUUUUUAUCUUAACAUUGUCAGUCAAAUGGGGGAUCACUAUGUAGCCUUCAUAGUGGUGAAUGUAACUUCAAGAUGUCCUAAUUUAUAUAUAGUAGUGAAAGCAAACAGGUGGCUCAAUCUACCAAUGUAUGUUAAUCAGUUCUAUCAAUGAUGUUAUGAGCCUCUUAAAGAUAGACAGUGAUGUAAUAAAAUCUCAAUGGUCUUAACGGUCACAAUGUAUAAUAUGCAAACAAAAAGAGAAAUUCAACUGAGAAAUAAAGAUGUACUUUUAUAGAAGAUUA
Molecule: messenger RNA, 1128 nt
Organism: Oncorhynchus mykiss (rainbow trout)
Lineage: Eukaryota; Metazoa; Chordata; Actinopteri; Salmoniformes; Salmonidae
Source: RefSeq, a predicted model, not a curated record